Molecule: messenger RNA, 423 nt
Organism: Xenopus tropicalis (tropical clawed frog)
Lineage: Eukaryota; Metazoa; Chordata; Amphibia; Anura; Pipidae
Gene: fam237b
Product: family with sequence similarity 237 member B
Exons: 1
Coding region: 1-423 (140 amino acids)
Source: RefSeq, a predicted model, not a curated record
AUGGAAUCUGCCGCUAGCAGCCGGUACAUCCAGCUUGUCUGCUUGCUCAUGGUGACUUCAGUCAAUACAAGAUCGAUUUAUCACAAAGAUGUGCAAGGCCAUCCGAACGCUGGGAGCCUUGGUGAAAUUGACCACGAGUGCUGGGAGUCUUCAUCACGCAAACUGGUAGAAAUGAAAAAGCUCAGAAUGGCGGAUACAAUCCUAGGCCUUUGGGACUUCAUGGUCUACCUAAAGGAAUCGGCCAAUCCCAAGCAUAAUGCACUGUUUGAUGGGUUAGCCCAGGACUUUUGGGACAUAUAUGUGGAUUGUGUGCUCUCCAUAUCUCAUGGUAUGGGUCGAAGAGAACUACUCAGCCCAAACCAUUUCCCUGAUAUACAUAAAACAUUAAAAGGUAACUUUAUCAAAAUCCUCUUAUUCAUUUGA